Fraxinus pennsylvanica is the source of this 747-nucleotide messenger RNA. The record is from the annotation of a GenBank genome assembly. Lineage: Eukaryota; Viridiplantae; Streptophyta; Magnoliopsida; Lamiales; Oleaceae.
AUGCAUCAGCAGCAGAACCAACGCAAGACUCAGUACACACAAAUCAAUCACCCCCAAAAUUGUAUAAACAUGGCGAGAGAGAAGAUUCAGAUCAAGAAAAUCGACAACACCUCGGCCCGGCAAGUUACUUUCUCCAAGAGAAGAAAAGGGCUUUCCAAGAAAGCCAAAGAACUCUCAGUUCUUUGUGAUGCUGAUGUUGCUCUCAUCAUCUUCUCAUCCACAGGGAAGCUCUUUGAGUUUGCCAGCUCCAGCAUGAAGGACAUACUUGAAAAGCAUGAUUUGCACACAAAGAACCUUGAAAAGUUGGAACAACCAUCUCCUGAACUUCAGCUAGUCGGGGACAGCAACUACUCCAGAUUAAGCAAAGAAGUCACUGAGAGAAGCCAUGAACUGAGGUGCAUGAGAGGAGAGGAACUUCAAGAAUUGAGUAUUGAAGAGUUGCAGAAGUUAGAGAUAUCACUGGAAACCGGGUUGAGCCGCGUGAUAGAGAAAAAGGAUGAAAAAAUCAUGAAAGAGAUCAAUCAACUUCAACGAAAGGGCAAGGAACUCAUGGAAGAGAAUGAGCGUCUAAGACUGCGGAUAUCGAAAGGCCAGAAAAGUACGAUAGCAGUUGAUUCUGUGAACAUAGUCGAGGAGGAUGGUCAAUCAUCAGAGUCUGUUACUAAUGCAUGUAACUCGAUAGGCCCUCCGCAAGAUUCGGAUAGCUCGGAUACCUCUCUCAAGCUCGGGCUGCCGUACUUCAGCUGA